UUGGUCCACAUUCGUCAAGGUUCGCUUUGGAACUCUAGCUAUUUCGCAACAAACCAAGGACGACGACUGGAAGGGAUUGGCAGAAUGAUUGACAUGGCAGUCGCGUGCAUGGGACUGACGGGCUUUUUCACUUGGGGUGGGUCGCGACCGCGGNNACGCAAUGGUCGUGGCCGUGGUGCACCUGCACAACGCCGCAAUGUACGAGGAGGUUUUCGCAGUCAUCGGUCUCGAUCAAACCAGCAGACUUUGCCCGCAUAUAUCGUCGUGGAUGCAUGCUCAAAUUCAGAAGGNGGGUUGGAGAAAGAGAUCGUGGCAUGGGGUCUUGGUGAGGAUCUCGUGGUUCGCUGGCGGGAAAUGAAGCAUUCUCGUCUUAUAGAAGAAUCAUGGAUGGCAGUAGAGGGGGCUACAUCGAGUCUCAAGAGUGGAGUGGACGAUGUGGCUACCAUCUUCGUCCUUAAUGAUGUCGUGACUGACCCAGCGCUGCUUGUUGGCAGAGCUAAUGGUAGCCUACAGCUAAUGUCGACAAAUCGAAGAAAUACUGGACAUGUCUUCGCAUCCUUUCGCCCUUCAUCUUCAGGCUUUGGGAAGUCUUUUGUACAACAAGAUCAGAUACAACACUUCGACACCAACAUCUCCUCAAGGGCUGCAGCCGUCAUCACGAGAGACAGCAUGUUUGUUUAUCCUCUGACUGAUAUCGCACUAAGUCAAGACCAGUACGUCAGUGAGCUGGGGCUUACUAUUCAACCAACGGAAGCCUUCAACUUACACACUAUGGAGAAUGCCGCUCCAAUCGGAUCCUUACGCGCAGUGAGGUUUAUGGCAAGUGGUGGUCUGGCCUUCUGUGCGACCAAAUCUACAGAGCCCGUUCAAUAUCUUUCUAGAACGCCUACAGGCAUGGUAGUCACCGGUCUAGGAAAGCGUUUUCCUUCCAGCCGCUGUGCAGAAUCCUUCACUCACGAUGGAAUCCUUCCACACAGUGCUCGGGAUCUGCUACCCGUGAACACUGCAUCCUCUGCUGGUGGGUAUGGCAACGCUAUAUUGAGCUCAUAUGAUGAUGGUACGGUCCGAUUGCAAGAUCUCAGAAGCCCUGCAGCUUUUGAUACUAUCUAUCAGGAUCACUUUGAGAUGGUGACUCCAAUGGGUCCUCUCAUCUCUCACGGCAUGGAGAGAUUUAUCGCCGGUAGUGCUCGCGCAUCUAUCCUUAAGAUCUUUGACUACCGAUGGACCAGAAGCUAUUCAUACAUAGAUGCGCUGCCUUGUAGCGAAAAACCUAUGGUUCCGACUCCAAAGUCACUCACACUAGCUCCAUUUCCAGAGGUCACGAAGCGAGACAGGUGUUGUCACAUAUCUGGGCAUCGCUGCUACCUCCAUGCUCUCGCCAGAACAGACUUCUACAAGCCAAACUGCAAUGUUUACCUGUUCACUGUCGAUGACGCUCCAUCUCCUGUCUACUCGCUGGCGAAACCAUCCGAUUUAUCCUCAUCAGUGUAUGCCGGACUAUCUGGCGAGCUGUCCAAAUUGAGUCUCAAAGAUCAAGAGGUAGAUCUGGCAGAGAGUGUACGGUUGCAACAGGUAGAUUCCAAGAGUCUUUUGGGUUAUGCUUAUCACCAGGGCUUGACUAGCAUAGUCGAGACUGGAGAUGGAAUUGCCUUGAAUGAUAUAAGCAAGAGCAAGCGGCUACCCGCUUUCUACAAGCAGAGGCAUGAACAAUUAGAUGUUGCUCUACGGCCGGACCAGCGGCUUGAUGAGUCGUUAUGCUAA
This is a messenger RNA of Aureobasidium vineae, 1761 nucleotides long. Lineage: Eukaryota; Fungi; Ascomycota; Dothideomycetes; Dothideales; Saccotheciaceae. The record is from the annotation of a GenBank genome assembly.